UCAACGCCAUCAACGCCAUCAACGCCAUCAACGCCAUCAACGCCAUCAACGCCAACGCCAACCGCCUCAGCAAACAUAACCAGCCAUGCAACACUUACUCCACCAACACGGGUUGCGGAUGUUUAUAGCGCCCUGCGCAUUCCCACACCACCCAGGACAAUACCCUUAGAAUUCCAGCAGCAGCAACAAUCCUCACCGGGACAAUUGUCAGCAGCAUCGACUACGCUCGCAUCACCCGAUCGAUCAAGAUGGGAAGCCUGGAAGGAACUUCUUCGAGACCUUUAUUGCUGCGGGUUCAUUUUCAAGGAAGCCAAGGUCUGGAUGAUUGAGAUCUCGGUCCGGGAAGGAGUUCUGGAUGAGUAUGCGGUUCCUGUACCGAGUCCUGCGUACUGCGACUACCGUUUACCGGGAUACGAGGAUAUCAUGGCUGGAAACGGUGUUGCUCGUGCGGCGACUUCUUUAUCAGGGCCGUCCGCAGGAGCGACUGUCACCACCGCAGGAACAGAGUCGACCCAGCCCCGAUACAUGGGUUUACCCCCUGCAUAUGAGAGUGAUUCCGAGGAUGACUCGGAUAGGGGGGCGGACGAGGAGGACGAGGAGGAAGGGGAGGAUGACAAUGAUAGUGACAGUGACAGCGACGGCCAUCGAGGGAGUCGUGAAAAUGGGGUAUCUUCAGGAAGUACCGAGCCGAGAACGACGACACCAAUGGAGAUGACAGCAGUGGUAACGGUUUCUUCGCCUGUUGGUCCGCGCGUGGGUACGCGGACAGGAGUGGCGGAGAGCAUUACUGAGCAAGAGGAGGACGGCGAUCCUUCUGCAGGGUCAGUUGGAGGCAUUCUGCCGAAUGCUUUUGGGGGUAAGGGCGAGGGAACAACGUCGUCGUCUCCGAGCAAGGAGCAAUGAGCUGGAGUCACGGAUUUCUCUGGACAAAUGGCCCCAUUUGUUGGUGCUGUGCAGGAAUCCAUCCCCCGUGUA
Gamsiella multidivaricata is the source of this 975-nucleotide messenger RNA. RefSeq lists its product as uncharacterized. The record is from RefSeq and is a predicted model, not a curated record. The transcript has 2 exons. Lineage: Eukaryota; Fungi; Mortierellomycota; Mortierellomycetes; Mortierellales; Mortierellaceae. Bases 322 to 903 code for a protein of 193 amino acids.